AAACGAUCAAAUUCGGGAACCAAAAAGCAGAAGAGAGAGAGGGAGAAUUGCAAAUGCCGUUCUCUCUCUAGUUUCAGGGCUUCUGUAAAAAAAAAAAAAAUUCAAUUGAGCAACAAUUUUGGUGAUAUCGAUGUUUUUGGUCGGUGCGGUUUUACGAUACGGAUCAGUUGCAGCUUGGAUUUUUCAGAUAAUUUUCUGCAUGGGAGCAGUGGUUGUCUUGGGUGCGAUAUUAGGCACGAACUGAUUACUUCAGUUGACGAGCCAUUCAAAGUGCAAAAUAACCACCCUCCGAAAACUUCAAAAGCUACCUUAGCCGAAGAUUUUUGGACAGCCAGCACUUGUGAGAUGGACAAUAGUGCAGUGAAAUCAUGUGAAAGCAUCUCUUCAACAAGUUCGCUGACUCAGAAGCACGAUUCUUGUUCUACUAAACCAACUGAAUUUGUCAAUCAUGGUCUUAUCCAAUGGAACCAGAAUAGAAAGAAAUGGAUAGGCAACAAAAAGCCUGAAAAUCGGGCACAAGAGCUUCGUGAGCCCAAGUUAAGUUGGAAUGCGACCUAUGACAGUUUGUUGAGCAGCAACAAGCCAUUUCGCAGACCUAUUCCUCUUGGCGAAAUGAUAGAUUUUCUGGUAGAUAUUUGGGAGCAGGAAGGAAUGUACGAUUGAGGCGGAAGCAUAAAACGUACAGGUGACAACAAUUGUGGAAUAUUCUCUCCUCAUGAAUGUGUUAAAGAAAUAAUUUAAUUAGUUUCUUUAAAAUAUUUUUGAAGAAGAGGAAUGUGUUGUAUAGCCUGUAAUAGAACAUAACUUAAAAGAAUUCAAAUAUUAUUGGCGCCAUUUUUACUUUUGGCACAU
This is a messenger RNA of Erythranthe guttata (spotted monkey flower), 852 nucleotides long. RefSeq lists its product as uncharacterized. Lineage: Eukaryota; Viridiplantae; Streptophyta; Magnoliopsida; Lamiales; Phrymaceae. The record is from RefSeq and is a predicted model, not a curated record.